CUACUGCAGCCGAAUUGAAUACACUAAAACGAUCGAUUACCUCGCGCGCGACUUGUAAUGUGAAAAACAGUAUUAAAUGAAGACUAGCGAUGUUUCCAACAGAUGCAACCAUGCUCAUUUACCAUAGCAGCCAUCUUGCAAAGCUUAUGUGGUGCUCCAUUUUGAAAGGUUUGAAAUAUGAAGUUAACUGAGGUUUGCUGUAAAACCUGUAGUCUAAAGAAGUUCACCAAUUAUAGAGAUCUGGGCUACAGGUUUAAGGUGCUUCGUAUCCCAGCACUUAAAGAUUCAAUUACAUCUCGUCAUGAUGAACCACAAGCUGGAUCGUGUGUCAAUGAAAUGUCCAGGCUAAUGGACUGCUGGAAAUCUACAGAUUACAAUCCCACGUCAUGCAGCAAGGAGACACAAGUUUUUAUCAAUUGUAUCCAAACAGCUCAGAUAGCAGCCAGGGAGGCUAAAGCCAGGGUAGCCAAAGGUCUUCCUGCAGCCAAAGGUUCCUCUUUGUACCCCAGUAAGCAAGUCAACCAGAUGCUGGCUAGAUACCCUCAACCCAAGUCCAAUUUCAUUGACUGAUUCAUCAAAGCUGAAUGCAAGUGUCACUUAGAAUAUAUUUACAUUGAAAAUAAAAUAUUUAUAAAUUU
Messenger RNA from Physella acuta, 638 nucleotides. Its product is annotated as small ribosomal subunit protein mS37. Gene Ontology annotation, cellular component: nucleoplasm; mitochondrial ribosome; mitochondrion. NCBI's taxonomy places the organism in Eukaryota, Metazoa, Mollusca, Gastropoda, Physidae. Gene Ontology annotation, biological process: mitochondrial translation. Gene Ontology annotation, molecular function: RNA binding. The record is from RefSeq and is a predicted model, not a curated record.